Messenger RNA from Lodderomyces orthopsilosis Co 90-125, 474 nucleotides. RefSeq lists its product as uncharacterized. The transcript has a single exon. The coding region runs from base 1 to 474 and encodes 157 amino acids. The record is from RefSeq and is a predicted model, not a curated record. Lineage: Eukaryota; Fungi; Ascomycota; Pichiomycetes; Serinales; Debaryomycetaceae.
AUGCCGUCAAUACAGACAAACAUAAUUAUACAAGCACCACCAGAGUUAGUUAGACAAAAGUUUUUUGACUAUCGGUCGUAUCCUCGUUGGAAUCCAUUUAUGGUGAGUUUUCAAAAAUAUACAAACACUUCUGAUCCACAAUUGAAUGAAGGAGAUGAAUUACAAAUUGAUUUAAAAUUGAAAGGAAUGAAUCAUACUAGUACAAUGUAUCCAACAAUUCUUACAAAGACAGAACUGAGUUUAGCUUGGAAAGGUGUUUUGGUUUCCGAUUGGAUCUUUUAUGGUAUACAUAGUUUUACAAUUGAGCCAUUAGAUGGAGGUACCCGUACAUUAUUUGUUCAGCUGGAGCGAUUUGGCGGCUUGUUGGUGUACAUUCUACAAUUGUUUGGAGUAUUUAGAAAGACUAAAGAAUCGUUUAUUGAGUUUAAUGAAGCGUUGAAAGAUGAAGCUGAGAAGUUGGCCCAUCAAUGUUAG